Molecule: messenger RNA, 6146 nt
Organism: Austrofundulus limnaeus
Lineage: Eukaryota; Metazoa; Chordata; Actinopteri; Cyprinodontiformes; Rivulidae
Gene: ubr1
Product: ubiquitin protein ligase E3 component n-recognin 1
Exons: 48
Coding region: 161-5332 (1723 amino acids)
Biological process (GO): protein ubiquitination; ubiquitin-dependent protein catabolic process via the N-end rule pathway
Cellular component (GO): cytoplasm; ubiquitin ligase complex
Molecular function (GO): zinc ion binding; ubiquitin protein ligase activity
Source: RefSeq, a predicted model, not a curated record
UUCAGGUUCAGAGCCUUCAGGAUCUCCUCGUGCGUGACGCCAUCGGAUGCCAUCAGGAGAGCGGCAAAGCUCGUGGAGAUGCUCAGAGGAGAGAUCUGAGACGGUGACGUUCGGAUGCAGUGUUUGAUGGGUGGGAGUGAGGAAGCACAAACAGGAAUGGAUGGAGGCUGCAGACUGCAGAGCGGAGCUGCUCCGGUACCUGAAGGAGCACGUGCCGCAGAUCUUCUGCCUGAAGAAGGAGUCCAGCCCUCAGGAAGAGGAUGAACUCGCACAGAGCCGUCUCCUUUACCCGCUGGAGUGUUUCCUGUUUGGAGAAGACCCUGAAGAUGGUCUGGAGAAGCUCAAACAGGGCAGCACCUCCUCUCAGCUCUGCGGACGCGUCUUUAAAGAGGGAGAAACAGUGUACUCCUGCAGGGACUGUGCGAUAGAUCCCACUUGUGUUUUCUGCAUGGACUGCUUCCAAGACAGCGUACACAAAAGCCAUCGAUACAAGAUGCAUGCAUCAUCAGGCGGGGGGUUCUGCGAUUGUGGUGACGUAGAGGCCUGGAAAAUUGGUCCUUGUUGCUCCAAACACGACCCGGGAGCAGCCACUGCCAUGGUAACGGAUGAGUGUAUGCUGGAGCCGGAGUUAUACGAGCGAGCCGAGAAACUGUUCCGGAUACUCCUGCGCUACAUCACAGACUUCUUGGUGUGGGAGGAGAACUUUGAGCUUUCAGCUGAACUCCAGCCUCGGACAAAAGAAAAUGCUUACUACUGUGUUUUGUACAAUGAUGAGCACCACUCAUACGACCACGUGAUCUACACCCUGCAGCGUUCGGUUCACUGCGGUCAGGCUGAAGCGCAAACACACACAGCGCUUAUUGACAAAGAGGGUCGGCGGGCAGUAAAGAGAGGAAACUUACGCUCCUGCCAGCAAGCAAAAGAAUCAAUCAGGUCCAACUCGGAGCACAUUUCCCUGCAGCCGCUGCGUGUGGAGAUCCUUCAUGCUUCUGUAAUGGCUCAUCAAACCUUUGCGAUCCGCCUUGGUUCUUGGUUCCAGAAGAUCGUCGGUUACUCAGCGGGCUUCAGGCAGGCCUUCUGCCAGGUGGCGUUGGAGCCAAACCYCGACAGCGAUAGCCCAUGUCUCAUUAGCAGACUCAUGCUGCACGAUGCCAGGAUGUACAAAGGAGCUCGCAAGAUCGUGCAUGAGCUGAUUUUCUGUAGCAUGCUAAUGGAUGCAGAAUUCAAAAGGCUGUUUGCAAUUGAAUUUACAAAGUACUACAAGCAGCUGCAGAAGGACUUUAUCAAUGAUGAUCAUGAAAGGAGUAUCUCCAUCACAGCUCUGUCUGUCCAGAUCUUCACRGUUCCCACAUUAGCCAGGCAGCUCAUUGAAGAGUGUAAUGUCAUUAAAGUGAUAGUUGACACAGUCAUGGAGCUGCUGCGGGAACAUCUCGAUGGCAGCAAUCACUUUUUCUUCCUCGGCUACAACUCUGACAAAUUCUCACGCAUCCAGGUUAUUUUUCACGACCUCAGGUAUAUUUUAAUCAGUAAACCGUCAGUGUGGACUGAGGAGCUGCGGGAACAGUUCCUGGAGGGAUUCAAAGUCUUUCUUGGAUUUCUCAAAUGCAUGCAGGGUAUGGAGGAGGUGAAGCGGCAGCUUGGUCAACACAUUGCAGUGGAGCCAGAAUGGGAAGCUGGUUUUACGCUCCAGAUUCAGCUCCGUCACAUUCUCGCCAUGUUUCAGGAUUGGUGUUCUUCUGAUGAAGAGAUGUUGCUGCUCGCCUUUAAGGAGUGCCACUCGGUCCUGAAGCAGUGCAACAACCAGCCCUUCCAUAAAGAAGCCACUAACUAUUACAUGUGCAAACACAUCGUCCAAGUUUGUCCGUAUAAAGUCUCGCAGGAGCCGGUUAGCAUACACCUGCCCAUUUCCAGGCUGUUGGCUGGUCUGUAUGUACUUCUGUGUAAGACAGGGGCAGUUGGACGUCUUGAUAAUGUUGAAAGCUGUGACUUCACUCUGCUGGCGGAGCAUCCUCUGCGCUGUGUGGUUCUGGCUGCUCAGGUCUCAGCAGAAAUGUGGCGAAGAAACGGGCUGUCACUGGUCAGCCAGGUCUACUACUAUCAGGAUGUAAAGUGCAGAGAUGAGAUGUACGACAAAGAUAUCAUCAUGCUGCAGAUCGCUGCUUCCAAAAUGGAUCCCAACCACUUCCUCAUGAUGAUUCUGCUGAGAUUCGAGCUUUUUGACUAUUUCAACGGAAAUCGUUCAAGCAAAGACCAGGAUGAGCUGAUGCAGUGGAACCGUUUGACAGAGGAGAUGCUUUACCUGCUGAUUGUCAUCUUUGGUGAGCGUUAUGUUCCUGGAAUCAGUCAGGUCACCAAAGAAGAUGUGACGAUGAGGGAGGUCAUCCAUCUCCUGUGCAUUGARCCCAUGGCUCAUAGCACCCUGGUCAAAAAUCUACCAGAGAAUGAAAACCAUGAAACAGGCCUGGAGGCAGUAAUAGCUAAAGUUGCUACAUUCAAAAAGCCAGGUGUGUCGGGACACGGACUGUACGAAGUAAAAAAAGAUUGUCUUAAAGAAUUUAAUCCUUUCUUCUACCACUACUCAAGAUCUCAGCAUAGCAAGGCAGAGGAGUCUCAAAAGAAGAGGAGAACUCAGGAAGGCAAUGAUAAAGCACUGCGUCCUCCGAUGCCACCAUCCUUCUGUCCAAGAUUUUCCAGUUUAACGCGCCUCCUCUGCUGCGAUAUUAUUGUUUAUGUUCUGAGAAACAUCCUGCAGAGAGCUGCAGAGGAUCAGCCAACACAUUGGACUGAAGCCAUGAUCCAAAGGGCGCUGCACCUGAUUGGCCAAGCACUGCUGGAAGAGAAAGCACAGCUUGAGAACAACACUGUGGAGGAAGUGACCUUUGAUUUCAGCCUUAAAGCCCACGUCAUUGGGUCGGAACAAGGAAAGUCGGUGUUUCUCUUGUUGUCCAAAAUCAAAGCUUUGCCUUCCCUUGAAGCUCAGAAAGACAUGAUCAUAUGGCUUCUACAGAUGUUUGAGAUCAUUAAGUGCCUUAGAGAGAAGUCCAGUCCCACGGUGUCAGUAAGCAUGGAAACCAACAAACCAGAAGAGAGUGCUCAGGACAAAGAGAAAGCUGAGAGGAAACGGAAGGCGGAGGCGGCGAAGCUCCACAGACAGAAGAUUAUGGCUCAGAUGUCGGCGAUGCAGAAGAACUUCAUUGAAUCAAACAAGAUGCUGUAUGACAACAUGCCUGAGAGUGGGGCACAAGGAGAACCUGUAGCAACUGAUGAGAGUUGUGCCAUGCAGGAGAGGGAGCUUUGCAUAGCCAUUGGAAGUCAAAGAGGGCCCACCCCAGCUGAGAGAGAGGUGCUCACCUGCAUCCUUUGUCAGGAGGAGCAGGAGGUGUUGCCUCUGGCUCCGGCCAUGGUACUGACAGCGUGCGUCCAAAGGUCCACGGUUUUGACGCAGUGCAGAGGAACGAUACCGCUCUACAAAACAGAUGGGUCAGGGACAUAUCCCCUCUUUAUGCCUCCUGAGCUUGCUGUGGGGACCCACACUGGGAGUUGUGGACAUGUCAUGCAUGCCACAUGUUGGCAGAAAUAUUUUGAGGCCGUUCAAAAUACCACCAGGAACCGCCUCCACGCUGAGCUGAUUGUUGAUCUGGAGAACGGAGAGUACCUGUGUCCUUUGUGCAAAUCUCUGUGCAACACCGUGGUUCCUCUCAUCCCAUUAGAGCCACUUACAUUUAACUAUGACAAUGCAGAGAUAAUUGGACAGAAUUUAACAUUGCCUCGCUGGAUUCAGGUCCAAACUGCCAGAAUUAAAGGACUGAAGUCCAUCACUCAGGAUAACGACAUUAACGCAGAUGGCAGUAGUGGUAUUGGUGGCACUGCUGGGCUGUGUGUUGAUGGCCAGGCAGACUUUCGAUCCAUUCUGUCUUAUGGCGUACAAGAACCGAGAAAGUUCUCAGACAGCAUCACAGAGAUGCUGGUUGUGUGCGCCACCACAGUCCACAGAGUUGGCUUAAAGACGGCACCCAAUGAGCUUUGUCCACACGUGCCUCUUAUGGCCUGGAACACAUGUGCUUUCACCAUUCAAGCCAUAGAAAACCUCCUGCAGGAAGAAGAUAAGCCACUGUUUGGAUCCUUACAGAACAGACAGAUCGCAGGUCUGAAGGCGAUUGUUCAGUUUGCAGCAUCGCAGAGAUUGAAGAGCUCCCAGGCAGUUAUCCAGAGGCAUUUCACAGACAUGAUGGGGGUUUUGCUACCUGUCAUGAGCAGAAAAAACACACCUUCUAUCCUGGAAGUGGACUUCUUCCAUCUUCUGGUGGGCCUGGUGUUGUCUGUACCUUCRUUGUAUCAGGAGGAAGGAGUGGACUUGCAGCCGUCUGCUAUAAGUUCUGCCUUCAACAACCUGUACAUCUUUCACCUGGUCACCAUGGCUCACGUGUUGCAGGUCCUUUUGACUUCCACAGAUUUCCCUGCUGUGGGAGAUGAMGAGACGGAGGAGGCGAGAGCAGCAGCGGAGUUGUACACAACAGUGUUGCAGCACACAGGACGACUGACUCCAGAUUUGUCCGGCAGCUCUGUGGCACAGAGAGUGAAGAUGGGAAUCGAACCCUUUCUGCGCAGCGCUGCUCUUUUUUUCAACUGUCUCACAGGAAUACGUCCUCCAGAGGACCUUUUUAGUACAUCUGGUAGCCCUCAAGGACACAUGGAGGCACUAUGCAGUUACUUGGCGCUACCUUUCAAUGUAUUCCAGCUCUUCCAGGACUACAGAGAGACUGUUUCUCCUCUGCUGCAGAGGUGGUGCGGAAGCCCAGUUAUAACCAAAGCUCUGAAAGGAAAAACUCAGAUCGUCAGAUAUCCAAGGAAAAGGAAUCGUUUGAUUGAUCUUCCUGAGGAUUACAGCGCUCUCCUCAAUAAAGCCAGCCAUUUUCAGUGCUCAAAAUCUACUGAAGAUGAGCGAAAGCAUCCGACCCUUUGCCUGGUCUGUGGGGCCAUGCUGUGCUCGCAGAGCUCCUGCUGCCUCAGCCAGCUGGACGGGGAGGACGUGGGUGCGUGCACAGCCCACGCUGCUACCUGUGGUGCUGGAGUGGGCUUGUUCCUCAGGAUAAGAGAAUGUGAAAUAGUCCUGAUGGCAAGUAAGACUCGGGGAAGCACGUACCCAGCUCCUUACUUAGAUGAUUACGGGGAGACCGACCCUCAUCUUGGGAGAGGCAAUCCGUUGCACCUUUGUCCCGAGCGCUACAGGAAACUGAACCAGCUGUGGCAGCAGCACUGCAUCCUGGAGGAAAUCGCCCGCAGCCUGGAGGUGGUCAACGUUAUGUUUGCCUUCGAGUGGCAGCUGGUGUGAUCGUUACUCCAGCUGAUGGCGGCCAGCAAGUUUACGAUCACAGCCAUAAAAAAACAACAACAACAAACAAAAUAAAYGGUUCUGUCCUCAGUUCAGUGCUCCUAAGGCACAAACACAUUUAACAUAUUUCUUCAAUCAAAAAGAGGCCGAUCUCUUCCAGAGGUGGAGCUGUCAGAGAUGAAAAAUACCAGAGGGAGAUGGAUCAAAACGUAACCAAGUCGCCUUGUUUUAGCUUGAUUGCCUGCAGUAAAGAUGACUGAAGCUCUCAAACAAAAUCAAACAUCAGAUACACUCUUUAAAAAACUUUUUUUUUCAGUUAACAGAUUUGAAAGGUCAGCAUUCUCUAUUGUGUUGAAUAACUCUGCCACAUUUAUUCAGUUGUUUUGGAGGAUGUAUUCAUGGUGAAGGCUCUGAGCAUGGUCACAAAUCGGACGUUUUGCCUCCUCGCUGUGUACAUGUUCAAAGUUAUAGAUGUGCAACCUGCUGUCAACUUUACUCAUGUAUAAACAAAUACAUAGUGAAUAAAACCUAUAUAAAUCCAACUUUUAUAUUUGUCUGCUUUCAGAUAGUGUUUUAGAAAAAGUAUACUCACAUUUGAAAUUAUGCGUAUUUAUAGUUAAAAACCUGUAACUAACUUUUUUUUUCCCUGCUAUGAUAUGGCUCCUAAAAAUGUAAAGGAACUUUGGUAUGACUUCUCAGUAUCUCUCUCUCUCUCUUUUUUUAGUAUAAGACUAAUAAUUAACUGUGUUUGCAUUUUGUGUUGUACUACAUAACUUCCAGGCUGUGGUAAUAAAAACAUGAGCCAUCUACUGAA